AUGGAUCCCGACGAGGUCGAACUCGAACCCGCCGGCGUCCACAACCACGACCGCCUCACCCACAACCCCCAGGCUCCAGGCGGCGGCGGUAACGGCAGCUGGGCCUGCCGCCUGCUCCGCUGCGGGUGUGACUUCGCCCGGAAGGCGGCCCUCGCCGGCGCCGCGGCCACGGCCGCGCCCGUGGUGGUCCCGCCGCUCAUCGUCCUCUCCGCCGCCGGCGUCGCGCUCUCCGUCCCCUUCGCCGCCUACCUCGCCAGCCUCGCCGCCACCGACUACCUCACGCGCGCGCUCCUGCGUGCCUGCCGACCGCCGUCGCGGCCGUACCACUACCACCGCCAAGAAUUCGACGACGGCGUGGAGCAAGAGUUUGGCCGGGGGCCUCCGGCUUUCGGUCAUUUGGGUACUGAAGCAGAGCAGCGCCAGCGCGAGGAAGACGAGUUCGACACUGCCCUGCUUCUGCUGCUGCCACGGGAUCAUGGUGUUUCUGAAGCGCUGGCGCCGGCGUUUGCCGACGACGGGGUGGACGAGGAGGAGGGCAAAACUUCUGCCCAAGAAUCUGGCCGGGAUUCAUGCACAGCAAGCCGUGGACAGGGAACCGAGGAGCACACACCAAUGGAGAGAAAGGAGGUGCUACCGAUGGGCUUCGGUGUUUCUGCAUCGGCAAACCCGCUGUUCUCAGACGAUUAUAGUCAGCCUCAGGUUCAGGAAAUGGGACAAGGUGAAUUUUCUGUACCGGAUCCAGUGCAACAACCAUUUCGAUCAGAGAAUUGGAGUGAGAAAGAGGGUGACGUGUAUUCUAAAUACUACAAAGAAGAGGAUGGCAGGAGUACAGAGGAAAACAAGGCUACCAAGGAGAAGCUGUCGCAAGGUUUCGGUUUUCCUGAAUCGUCAGGUGACAAAGACAAUGAGGAUCAGGAAAAGGGAGAAGGUGAAUUUUCAGCACAGAAUUCAGGCCAGUAUUCACUUUUAUUGAACCCCGGGAAUGAAAAUGAGCAGAGCAUGGCAGUGGAGGAGAAGAAGUCUGCCGAGGACAUGCCACUGAGAGGCUUUGUUGCCUCUGAAUCACCAGCUCCACUGUUCCAUGAUGAAGAGAAGGAGACCGACACUUCACUGUUGUUGCCACGGGAUCAUGAUGCUUCUGAAGCACCGGUGCCAGCGUUUUCUGACGAGGUAGGAGGUGAAUUUUCUUCUGUUCAAGAAUCUGGCCUCAAGUCAUACACAUCAGACCGCGGUGAAGAGGCAGAGGAGCACACACCAAUGAGGGGAAGUGAGUCUACUGGAAAGGAGGUGCUACCGCACAGCAUUGGUGUUUCUGCAUCAGCGAAGCCACUGUUUUUAGACGAGGAUAAUCUGGUCCAGGAAAAAAGAGAAGGUGGAUUUUCUGUACAUAAUUCGGGCCAACAAUCAUAUCAAUCGGAGAAUAGGAAUAAAGAAGAAGAGGAGGAUGGCAAAAGUACAGAGGAAAACAAGUCUAUCAAGGAGACGCUGUCACAAGGCUUCAAUUUUCCUGAACCGCCUGUGCCGUCACCACGUGGCGAUGACAACAAUGUGGUCCAGGAAAAGGGAGGUGUAUUUUUUGUACAGAAUUCAGGCCAAAAAUCAUUUCAAUCAAAGAAUUGGAAUGAAAAAGAAGAUGGUGGCAAAACUAGGGAGGAAAACAAGUCUAACGAGGAGACGCUGUCGCAAGGCUUCUAUUUUCCUGAACAACCUGUGCCGACACCGGGUGGCGAUGACGACAAUGUGGUCCAGGAAAAGGGAGAAGGUGAACUUUCAGUACAGAGUUCAGGCCAACAAUCAUUUCAAUCGAAGAAUUGGAAUGAUAAAGAAGAAGACGAUGGCAGAACUACAGAGGAAAAUAAAUCAACCGAGGAGACUGUGUCGCAAGGCUUGUAUUUCCCUGAAUCACAUGUUCCGGCGUCAGGUGACAAAGGCAAUGUGGUCCGGCAAAAGGGAGAAGGUGAAUUUUCUGCACAGAAUUUAGCUCCAUAUUCACUUCCGUUGAAUACCAAGGAUGAAAAAGAGAAGGACAUCACAAUGGAGGAAAAGAAGCCUACCGAGGACAUGCCACCGCGAGACUUCACAGUCUCUGAAUCAUCAGUUUCGGUGCUCCAUGGUGAAGAUGAUGUGGUUCAGAGCAAAGAAGGAUUUGAAGUCACAGUGCAAGGGGUAGUGGAAGAAGCCGAUAGUAAUACAGAUCUUGAUAUGGGUGAAGUGGAUAAUGUGCAAGUGGAGAUUAUUGCGAUUGCAGCACCUGAAAGUGAGGCGCUUCCUUCAUGUAGGAUGGAUCUUGUUACAGGGGAAAUUGUUGAUGUGUAUGCCGGCAUUGCUGCUGCUGUUGAACCUGAGACUGAGAGUGAGGUGCUGCAUCCGAGUAACCUUACGACUAGUGAGUCGUCGGCUGAUCCUGAAACCAGAGAAAUUGUUGAUGUGCAAGUCGACAUUGUUGAUGCUGCGGUGCCUCUAAGUGAGGUACUGCCACUGAGUAGCCUUGCGGCUCUUGAGUCACAGGCGAUUGCAGAAACUGCACAUGUUGGUGAGGUACAAAAUGAGAAGAGCAUGGCAAUAGAGGAAAAGAACUCUAUCGAGGACAUGCCACCGCGAGGCUCUUUUGUCUCUGAAUCAUCAGUUCCAAUGCUGGGUGGUGAAGAUGAUGUGGCUCAGAGCAAGGAAGGAUUUGAAGUUGCAGUUCAGGAGUUGAUGGAAGAAGCUAAUAGUAAUACCGAUCUUGUUAAGGGCGAAGUGGUUGAUGUGCAAGUGGAGAUUAUUGGUAUUGCAGCACCUGAAAGUGAGGUGCUGUCACCGGGUAACUUUGCGGCUCAUGACUCACCAGCAGAUCCUGUUGCUGGGGAAAUUGUUCGUGUGCAAGUCGACAUUGCUGCUGCUGCGGCGACUGGAAGUGAGAUGCUGCACCCGAGUGACCUUGCGACUAGUGAUACACCGGCAGAUUCUGUUACUGGAGAAAUUGUUAAUGUGCAAGUCGAUGCUGCUGCUGCUGCGGCGCAUGGGAGUGAGGUGCUGCCACUGAGUAGCCUUGCAGCUUGUGAGUCACAGGCAGUUGCGGAAACUGAACAUGUUGGCGAGAUUAUAGGAAUUACUGUGGUAGAAGACAUUGUCAGGGAUUUUGAUGAUGUCAAUAAAGGUGUUAGUUUUAUCCCGGUGGCCUCGGUGCAUGAUGGUGAAGAUGUAAUGUCCAGUGGGAGCACACCAUAUUUAUCCACCGUGGAGGAAGAGAUGAGUGACCAGCCCAAUCAGUCAACUGGUGCGGGCUACGCAGUGAAGAAUGAAGCAUUCGGGAGCAGAGUUGCUGCUGGGGGUGAGGCUGGCUACACCGAAGAAGAGUUGAGGGAACAACUUGACGCUCUAAGAACAAUAACUGGGUACGGAGCUGUGCCUUCUCCAACACUGGAAGGGGAGCUGGCGGGCCUCUACAUAUUCGUGGGUGUGGAACCCUCUGUCGGCUCAAGUGAUACCUUGGACCACCUGAUGGAGCUCAAUGCAAAACUCCGAUUCUUGAAAUCGAUCAUCGGAAUUGACUGA
This is a messenger RNA of Lolium rigidum, 3537 nucleotides long. RefSeq lists its product as uncharacterized. NCBI's taxonomy places the organism in Eukaryota, Viridiplantae, Streptophyta, Magnoliopsida, Poales, Poaceae. The transcript has 3 exons. The coding region runs from base 1 to 3537 and encodes 1178 amino acids. The record is from RefSeq and is a predicted model, not a curated record.